Molecule: messenger RNA, 898 nt
Organism: Darwinula stevensoni
Lineage: Eukaryota; Metazoa; Arthropoda; Ostracoda; Podocopida; Darwinulidae
Source: the annotation of a GenBank genome assembly
CAGCGCCCACGUGUGAACCGUGUGUGAUGGUAGUCCAUCGUCAGGCUUUCCAGUCUGGAUUUUAAAAUUAUAUUUCAGAAUUUUUCUCCGCAUCAACAUACAUCAGAAUUAGACCAGAUUAAAAUAAUGAAUCCCUAAGCAUGAGAUGCAAUGUUAGUGACUCCAUGACUGACCUAUGGUAUGAUAGGCUUAACGUUAGGGAUCCACGGUGAAAUAGGCCUGACCUCAUAUGGCUUCCAUUUCUGCUCUUCCAAAUGAAAUUUUGGAAGAGGUCUUGCUGAAACUUGACGGGAGGACCUUUACGAGAUCUAGGAGGGUUUGUCAACUCUGGAAGGACAUAAUAGAUAACUUGGAAAAGCAUGCAGAUCCCUGGUUGAGAUUCUGUGAAGAACUUCCAAAAUCAAGUAGGACGCAAAUAGUGGAUAAAGGGGGAUGGUGGAGAAAGAAAGAAAAUGGUGAUCUCUCUGCAGACUGGAAGUCAGUCUAUAGCUCCUGGGUGCAGGCCCAAAAAAUUCAAGAUUGGCAUCCUGUCGUUCAUCAGAGAAACAAUGCUCCUAAUGUUCCUUUUAUGGCAAUCACCUGCAGUGGAGACUGUGCUAUAACAGGACAUGCCAAUGGUCAGCUUUCCCUAUGGAGUUGGGCCUCACAGGAAUUCCUUGGAAAUAUUGGAUUCCAUACUGAACCAAUCAAUGAACUUCAUGUGAUUGACCUCUGUCAUGAUGGUCCACAUGUGCUGACUCGUGACCUUCAAGUUCAACAUGAUCACAUCCUCUCUCUAGUUCCAGAAGAACCUGUUUACAUUCAUUCUCUGAGUUUGGAUGGAGACAAGAAGAUUUCAAAGCCCCUCUCAGCAGAACCUUCUUUGAUCUGCUCUGUCCAGACUCCUGAUUGGAAGUGA